GCCAACUGAUUGGUCCUACGCCGACUAGAAGACUUCAUUUUUUCUAACACUAUAUGCUGAGAUACAGGCACAUCAUGGAGAUUUGCUUUCUGUCGUAGACAUGUUUUUCUUCCCGGUGUACGAAAAAGAAAAGUACUAUGCUUUGUGUUUCGAUACACGUCGUCAGCGACUGUAUAUACUAGACAACACUAAUGAAGUAACUGGAGAUGCAAAUGACACCAAAUAUAGGGGUGUAUGCCGCGAUCUGCGUAAACUAUUGGCCGACUUCCUAUACUACCACAACGAUGAGAGAAAGGCGAAGGCAGUGGCUAACUCAGUUGAGCAUGUCGUCAAAAUGUCGUGGGCUGAUAGUAAGAACGAAGUCGACACAGGAGUAUACCUAAUGAGGCAUUUAGAGACCUUUAUGGGUGAUGUUACAAAGGGGUGGACAUGCAACUUAUCCAAUAAACGCCCACAGCAGUUGACAAGGUUGCGCAUAAGGUAUUGUGCAUCGAUAGUUGCGUGGGAGGGAAACAGCGAGAAGAAAGAGAUUGGAGACAAAGCAUCGUAUACCUUUACAGAGAUGUGCAAGAAUCCAGGAUUCAAUGUGAACUCGAUCCUACUUGGGUGAAACUUCAUCAACUGAACACUAUUCCACGUUACAAUUUAUAAAUU
This is a messenger RNA of Salvia miltiorrhiza (redroot sage), 654 nucleotides long. RefSeq lists its product as uncharacterized. NCBI's taxonomy places the organism in Eukaryota, Viridiplantae, Streptophyta, Magnoliopsida, Lamiales, Lamiaceae. The record is from RefSeq and is a predicted model, not a curated record. The coding region runs from base 101 to 610 and encodes 169 amino acids. The transcript has 3 exons.